AUGUGUCACAGUUACGGCGGAACCCCAACAACACAAGCGCUGGCGGGCGUCCCCGUGAAGCGCAUCGUCUAUCUAACGGCCAUCGCCCCGAAAGUAGGCCAGUCGCAUGCUGAUGCCAUGGCCGGCCCAUUCAUGGACGCGGUGAUCAACAGUGCCGUGGGCGGCUACAUGCAUGGCGAUCCCGUGCAGCAAGCCGCCGGUGUAGGCAACGACUUCGACUCGUGGGAGUACGCGUACGAAUGUGCGCUUCAGCUUCCGCACCAUUCUGCUGUCUCCUUCACGGGGAAGACGACGCAGGCGGCCUACGUGACGGUUCCUGUGAGCUAUAUUCUGACAGAGAAAGAUAUGAUUGUGUCUGUGGGUAAGUGCGCAUAUUCUGAUGCUUUAUGA
This is a messenger RNA of Didymosphaeria variabile, 390 nucleotides long. RefSeq lists its product as uncharacterized. NCBI's taxonomy places the organism in Eukaryota, Fungi, Ascomycota, Dothideomycetes, Pleosporales, Didymosphaeriaceae. Bases 1 to 390 code for a protein of 129 amino acids. The transcript is spliced from 2 exons. The record is from RefSeq and is a predicted model, not a curated record.